Chaetomium globosum CBS 148.51 is the source of this 1362-nucleotide messenger RNA. RefSeq lists its product as uncharacterized. The transcript is spliced from 2 exons. The coding region runs from base 1 to 1362 and encodes 453 amino acids. Gene Ontology annotation, cellular component: nucleus. Lineage: Eukaryota; Fungi; Ascomycota; Sordariomycetes; Sordariales; Chaetomiaceae. The record is from RefSeq and is a predicted model, not a curated record. Gene Ontology annotation, molecular function: nucleic acid binding; exonuclease activity. Gene Ontology annotation, biological process: ribosomal large subunit assembly; rRNA processing.
AUGCCUACUGCAAACCAUGCAACCGAGUCUUCAAAUCUCAACAGAGCUUUCAGCAGCACCAGAAAGAUUCCCCGGCUCACAUCAAAUUUCCCGGAAAGCCCCAGGGGCCAGUUCAUCCUAAUCCAAAGGCAUGGACAAUUUCAUCGGCUCGCCUCCACCCUUCGGCGGAACAACGACUUGAUCUUCCCGUCCAGGCUCUUCAACAUACCGGCGCACUCGGCCCUGCCCCCAUUAACGGCACCAUCCCCACCCCAAGGCCAGCGCAACCCCCCUUUCUCCAUUACCCCCCCAUCAGCCACCAUCCCCCAACCUCCCCAAGCAACACCAACGCCAACACCAGCAACAACAGGAACAGCACCCGCACCGCCCCGCCUCACCCACCGCGGCAUAACCUACACCACCCUGACCCCGGCCCAACAAACCGCCCUCCACCCCCUCCUCCUCGCCCGCUGCCACACCCGCAAGCGCCUCUCCAUCGAAGGCUACGACCUGGACCCCCGCCCGCCCGCCACCAUCGCCCCGCCGCCGCGCGACCCCCACAACAACAACAACCCGCCCCGCCACCACCACACAGCAGCAGCGGCAGCGGUGGUGCUCGACUGCGAGAUGGCCGGCACAUCCGCGGGGGACUACCCGAUCGCGGUGUCGGUGGUGGAUUUCUUCACGGGGGCGGUGCUGGUGGACGCGCUGGUGCGGCCGGGGGCGGGGGUGGUGGUGCAAGACUGGCGGAGCGGGAUCACGGGGAUUGGGGCGGCGCGGAUCGCGGAUGCGGGGAGGGCAGGCAGUGGAGAUGGGGAGCCGUUGGCGGGGCGGGAGGGGGCGCGCGAGGCGGUGUUGCGGUUUGUGGAUGGGGAGACGGUAGUGGUGGGGCAGGCGGUGAGGUUUGACUUGAGGGCGUUAGGGAUUGUGCAUGGGCGGGUGGUGGACUCGGCGGUGCUGGCGGCGGAGGCGUCCGGGAGGUUUGGGGGCGUGGCGGGGGGUGGUGGGGUACAUAGGAAGAUUAAGUGGUGGGCGGGGCUGGAGGAGUUGUGUAGGGAGUUAUUGGGGAUGCGGAUUCGUGGGGGGGAAGGGCAGUCGCAUGAUAGUUUGGAGGAUGUGCUGGCGACGAGGGAGCUUGUGUUGUGGUGCUUGGAGAAUCCGGACCAGUUGAAGGCGUGGGCGGCGAUGCGUUGGGGUGUGAAGGCGAAAAAGGGUUGGAGGACUCCGCAGGGGAGGAAGGGCGAUAGUGGGAGGAACAAAAAUUGGUGGACAUGGGCGCAAAGGACCUACGGGCACGACUCGGAUGAUGAUCAGAUGCUUCGUUGGGAGGAUGUGGUCGACUACGCGUGCUGGCCCAAGUCUCCACCCGACUGGUCCGACUGA